AACAAGGAAGAGAUGUGAACAAGGAAGUGAUCCAGGACCUUCGGAGGCAUGAGAUUCCUCCAGUAAAGCGCUUUUCUGCGGAUUGUGUGCGUCUCUUCUGAAGCGUGGUUGAACCGUAAUGGCGCGGAGCUUCCCGACGGUCGGUGCGGAGAGCCGGGAGGAGACCCACCGGACUUAAAGGGACGGACGGACGGACGGACUGACGGACGGGAGAGGAGCUGCUGUUUUGACAGCUGGGAUUAUCCUCCACUCUGUCUGCCUCAGAGAGACAAUCCGAACCGAACUGAGGUUAAAAACUUCAAGCAGAGGAAUCCUCUUCAUGCUGAGGGGAACCUGAGGGUUUGACGGUAAAGAAAAGGUUCCCACCAUGGCUUCAGCCCGGCUGAAGUACCUCUCCCUGGGCGUGCUGGUAUUCCAGACCACCUCGCUGGUGCUCACGAUGCGGUACUCCCGGACCCUCCAGGCCGAGGGCCCGCGGUACCUGGCGUCCUCGGCUGUGGUGGUGGCUGAGGUCAUGAAGAUCCUCGCCUGUGUGCUGCUCGUUUUCAAGGAGCACAGUUACAGCAUGCGAGCUCUGAACAGCAUCUUGCGUCAGGAAAUCCUCCAUAAACCCGUGGAGACGCUGAAGCUGGCCAUCCCCUCGGGGAUCUACACGCUGCAGAACAACCUGCUGUACGUCGCCCUGUCCAACCUGGACGCCGCCACAUAUCAGGUGACGUACCAGCUGAAGAUCCUGACCACGGCCCUGUUCUCUGUUUCCAUGCUUGGCCGCAGGCUGGGGGUCUACCAGUGGCUCUCCUUGCUGAUCCUGAUGGCCGGAGUGGCUCUUGUGCAGUGGCCCUCCGAGUCUGCGGCGGCCCCAGAGAAGGAGGCCCGCUCCGCAGGCUCCCAGUUCGUCGGGGUCACGGCGGUCCUGGUGGCGUGCUGCUCCAGCGGCUUUGCCGGCGUCUACUUUGAGAAGAUCCUGAAGGAGAGCAAACAGAGCGUGUGGGUCCGCAACAUCCAGCUCGGAAUGUUCGGCCUUGUGUUUGGCCUCUUUGGCAUGCUAGCAUACGACGGGGAGCGGGUAAGAGAGUCUGGAAUGUUUCAGGGAUACAACACAAUCACCUGGACAGUCGUAGCCCUGCAGGCGCUGGGUGGUCUGGUCAUAGCAGCGGUCAUCAAGUAUGCGGACAACAUCCUAAAAGGUUUUGCCACGUCACUCUCCAUCAUCCUGUCCACUCUUAUAUCCUACUUCCUGCUACAGGACUUUGACCCCUCAAGUGUGUUCUUCCUCGGGGCAGUUUUGGUCAUCACUGCCACUUUCCUGUACGGCUACGAAGGCAAGCCGCCCGCCAACCCCAGCAGGGCAUAAGCUGACUCUACGGUGGCUUCAGGAGGUCCAGUUGGAGCCUCAAGACGGCGGGGAGGAGAAAGGACAGACAAAAGUGCUAAGGGGACAGAAAAAAAGACGGAUGAAGGGGGAGGGGGAAGGUCUUCAUCACAUAUUGUGAGCAGAGGACAGAAAUGCAAGCAUAACACUGUGGUUGGUCUCACACCGAAAGUGCCUCACUUCUGAAGGAGAAGCGAUUUUAGGGGGGGAAAAAAAAGGAGAAAACACAAGACAGUGUUUUUUCUCUCUUUACUGUGGCAGAGAUGUCCUGGCUGCCACGUCUGCAGGAAAAGGACGGACUGAUUGCGUACAUGAAGGACCAGUUUGACAACCAGUAACCGUUUACUGCCACGCCGGUCACGCCCAUGCAGUAAAUGAUUGCAGAGGAAGAGAGCACCUCUACAGCCAUAGUAUUUAUUGCUCUUUUUGUCCAUUUUAAGCAAACAUUAGAACCUGAUGUGAGAUGCUAACAGAUCCAUAAACUCAAACAGGUCAAUAACUCUGGCUGAAAAGGGUCCAGUGUAGUUCAAGUAUUACACGCCCUUCACACACACUUGAACUGUAGUGGCCUGCACACUUUAUAGCGCCCCUAAUGAAGACGGGGGGAAAGGCUCAACUUAAAUUAGGCAGUUAUUGGUGAAGUAUAAAUUCAUUCUGAGCAUUUUUUUUUUUAGAAAAUCUAUCCUUUAAUUUAAGCUGAUUUAUCCCACAUUCCAACAGAAGCAGUUCUUUCCCCCGUUUCCCUGACAUUUAAAUAUGACUCUUCAAAAUGGGAAACACUGAAAAACAUGUUGGUUAGUGAAGACAGAUGUGCAUAGCUUCCCAACAACAAUAAUUAAAAACUUAAAUUAAGGCUGCGGUAAACGAUCUAAGUUUAUUUUACCAGUAUGCUUGGUGAAGAGGAUGGGAAGGGAGGUAAAGAAAGCAAAGAGCAACAUUUUUGAAGUCUGGACGACAGCAAGGAAAAGACAUUUACUGGUAAUUUGGGAACUAGGUCAAUAUAUUUGGAAACCUUUGCAUAACACUGUUGGUGUUGGGGGUCAAAAGACUCAUUUUGUUAAAAAAAUUUUUUUUGGUUUCAAUUAUUUCCAUCCUCCUUGGACUGUGUGAGUUAAAGUUGAUCAGAGGGACAUCAUUUGAUAUUUUUGGAGUACUUAGUUUCCCAUUCGCAGCGUGACAAAACAGUUGUAGUUUGUGGGAACCCCGUUAAGUUGCUUCCCACAUGGUAAUGGUGGAAACUAUAUGUUCAAAUCUAAACAGAUACGGAUGACCAGGCAGAUCCAACUCACUCCACAGGCCUUAAUCCUACGGGGAAAAACCUGUUUGUUGAGCUGAGGAGAAGAAAACUUAAGAGCUGACCCAAAACUGUGGAUGACCUGGAGAGAUUGCACAGGUGCCAAAAGGGGGGAUAUGAGCAGCACAUGUGGCAACAGUGAGUUUAGUCAAAAAUAAUUACUUCUCAAUAUUUUAAAUAUUUCCUACUGUGUAAGUUGGGCUAAAUGAAAGGUUAGCGUUCUCUCAGCUUUACCAGGGGUGCCAGUCAGUGUGAACGGUUCUACAAACACAUUUUAGAAGACAAGUCUUAAGACACUGACUGUUUCAAUGACUACAACUUGUGUUUUCUAAAUGACUGCUUUCUUUCUUCAGACGCAGUCUGUAAAAUGUCUUCUUGUUGGCAAACUCAGAGAGAUUCUGUGACGGGAUUGCUCCGCCGUUGUCUCAGCCAGCUGGAGUCAAACAUUUGACUGUAAUUUGGAGUAAAAUGUUUGACUGAUGAAUGAACCGAGCUGCUUCUGUGACACCACUUGGAGUAAAAACUGGUGAUUUGGUCAUUGAAACUUGAAAUAAUCUUUAAAUCAGUAAUCAGUCUUUAGUUUAACUGCAGUAAUUUGGCUUAGGUUUACAUUGUUCCGUUUAGGCCAAUGAUGAUGAUGAAGCUCUUUGUUUUAUAUUUUAUUUUUAUUUUAUUUUUUUGCAGUAUAUUGUAUUGACUCUGUGGCCAAACAAUGAAACACAGAAUCCUUUUAGGAAAUUUAUGAUUUAUUAUGUUUGUUUGUUUUUGUUUUCUGAGCUACGUUGGGAUAAAGCGGGUAUAAAUAUUAAGUUUAUCUUAAUUAUCUACAUGUGAAGCUUUUUUGUAAGGACAGUGUGUAACUUAUGAGUAUGGGUUGUUGUGUUGCUCCUGUUUGAACCUUUCUGCUGUGCAACACAUUAACCGGUAUAUUCAGACUGGAAUGUAUUAAAACAAAAUAUAAAGGUGA
Messenger RNA from Xiphophorus maculatus (southern platyfish), 3633 nucleotides. RefSeq names its product solute carrier family 35 member A3 (gene slc35a3a). The record is from RefSeq and is a predicted model, not a curated record. Gene Ontology annotation, cellular component: Golgi membrane. The transcript has 8 exons. Bases 368 to 1354 code for a protein of 328 amino acids. Lineage: Eukaryota; Metazoa; Chordata; Actinopteri; Cyprinodontiformes; Poeciliidae. Gene Ontology annotation, molecular function: UDP-galactose transmembrane transporter activity. Gene Ontology annotation, biological process: pyrimidine nucleotide-sugar transmembrane transport.